GAUUUAUAUUUGUUUUUCAUUUGUUGACAUUCUGAUUUUGACGUGUGUGGAAAGUGACAUUUUCAUUUUAGCGUGUUUACAAAUUUUUCCAAAAGUAGGUAAACGCAUGAAUAAAUGUUACGUGUACACCGAAUAACUCCGAAAACGAUGUGAAAACAUUAUAAUCCUAGCUACCGGUAUUAUGAGAAUUAUUUCGUAUUCAAAUUGUUUACUGAAGCAUAUUGAUAAUAAUUAGUAAAAGAUAUGUCUAGCAUCAAUAAUUCAUCGCUAGGUAAAUCGAGGGGCCCUGGUAGGCCACCGAAAAAAAUAAUAUCUUGUACCUGGUGCAAUGAAACGAAACUUCCUUUGAAAUACGUAUUUCCAACUACGAAUGGAAAAAAAGAAUUUUGUUCCGAAACUUGUCUCGCCGAAUUCCGUAAGGCGUACGUUAAAGGAGCGUGUAUACAAUGUGAUAAUGUGAUAAGGGGCAAUGGCGCACCCUCGAAAGAAUACUGUUCGGCAUAUUGCAUGAACAAACACCAAAAAAAAGAGCUUUCUAACGCGAGAAUUUCUACUAUAGCUACAACAAGUCCUCUAGAUGCCUCACCCGGACCUUUUCAGUACGAAACAUAUCAACCAUUCAAUUGGGAUGAAUAUUUAAAUGAAACCAAUAGUGUUGCAGCACCAUUAAAUUGUUUUAAACAAGCACCGAAUCCUCCUUAUAAUGAAUUUGAAGUCGAUAUGAAAUUAGAAGCUUUAGAUCCUAGAAAUGUUACUUCUACUUGUAUUGCUACAGUUAUUAGCAAAUUAGGACCAAGGUUAAGGUUACGACUAGACGGUAGCGAUAAUAAAAAUGAUUUCUGGAGAUUGGUGGAUUCUAGUGAAAUCCACCCAAUAGGGCAUUGUGAAAAAUCAGAAGGCAUGCUUCAACCACCUCUAGGAUUUAGAAUGAAUGCUAGUUCUUGGCCGAUGUUUUUACUAAAAAUUUUGAAAGAUGCCAAAAUGGCGCCGGAAAGUAUAUUUCAAAAAGAACCUGUUGGUCCUCGACAGAAUCUUUUCCAAGUAGGACAAAAAUUGGAGGCUGUUGAUAAGAAGAAUCCUCAAUUGAUAUGUUGUGCUACAGUAGGUGCUGUUAAAAAUGAUCAGAUCCACGUGACUUUCGAUGGUUGGAGGGGUGCUUUCGAUUAUUGGUGUAGAUAUGAUAGCAGGGAUAUAUUUCCAGUCGGUUGGUGUGCUAGAUCUGGACAUCCAAUGCAGCCACCUGGACAAAAGAAUGGUUCCGGUACCAACAGGUUUCGAAUUAAACCGUCAUAUGUGGCACCUCCUCCUACGUCAUCGGUAAGUUCUACAGCUUCAGAGGUUAUUCAAUCUCCCGAAGCUGAUACUUCUGCACCUCCUCCACCCCCAAUAGUGAUACAAUUCAGGAAAAAUUGUUCAGGAGGACCGUUAAUAGAUACCACUUUAUUCCCCAUGAGCGUGGAAGAUUCAACCCCCUCAGAUUUAGCCAAAAAGCUCAUAAAUCAAGUACUGAACGCGUCUCAUAAGUCUGAAACAAUUUUGGCUAGAUUAGGAGCUCUAAGGGGAGAAGAAAUGGUUAUCACACACGAAGGCAGUACAUAUACCAUUAAAUUACCCCAAUUAGUGAAAGCUAGCGACUUAGAAGGAGUCUUUCAUACGUUGGAACAAGCGCUGGGAUGUUGUCGCAACCUUUUCGGUCUGGAACAAACGGUGAAAGAUUGUUCCGCUUGUGAUUUAAAGGCUGUUCCUACACCGCCGAAGCGUAAGCCUCCAGAACAAGAAGCGGCUACUUCAACUACCCCAGCCGAACCUUCAAAUUCUUCGGAAUCGCCUGUUUUGAGCUUGAAUAAAAUCCCUACGGGGGAAUGGGGUAUAGAAGAAGUUAUACAGUUCAUAGAAUCAACCGAUCCUUGUUUAGGGGUACACGCCGAAUUGUUUAGGAAGCACGAAAUCGAUGGUAAGGCGUUCUUGUUACUGAAUUCGGAUAUGAUGAUGAAAUAUAUGGGUCUUAAAUUGGGACCGGCAUUGAAAAUUUGCAAUUUGGUAUCUAGAUUGAAAGGUAGAAGGCAUUUAUUGUAAGAAUUACAAAUUAAAAAAGUAGAUUUUUAAUUACUGUUAAGUGAAAUUUAACGAAGUGGAGUUUACUAUUUAUUAAAAAAAAUAUUAAUUUUGUAUAUAUUUUUGUAUAUAUAUAUAUAUAUUUUAAUUUUGAACUUUUUACCGUAUAAUUUGGGUUAAACAAAAAAAAAUCUCGUCUAUUUCGACUCAAAUAAUUUUUUUUCAAUAUUCAGUUGUUUGAUAAGAGUUUUUUUCCACUAUAUUUCACCUUGUUUCCCUUUUUUGUUUACUGUUCCUUCAUUUCUUAGUUUAUCGAGUCUUUUCUUGCCUUCUGUCUUCUUAUUUGUGCUCGUUAAGCCUUUUUAUUGCCCUUAUUUAUUUUCCAGCAACAAUAUCAAAAGCUGAUUUAAAAUCAAUAAAUACUAGUGACAUACACCACAUAUAACUCAUCUUACAUUUGUUUUUUUCUGUUUAAAAGCUUUUCCUUCUAAUUUUAAUUUAGUAUUUUAGUCUUUUUUCCAAAAUUAGUCAAUACAGUUGGUAAAUUUUUGUACCGUGACCUGUUUUGAUUCCAAUUAACUCACAAACUUAUCCCUACAAGUAUCAGGUUUUGAUAAUUUUUUUCAUAAACAACGCAUACGCAUUCUAGGUGUACCCCUACGCAUAUAAUCUACCCUCGAUAUCUCUUUUUGUUGUUUAGAUCCAAAUAUUUGAUUGAUUUAGGGUUGUUAAAGUCUCGAAUAAACUUUUUGGGGGUGCAUAGUACCCGAAAACACUGUUUCUUUUCCAUAACUCUUCUUAAUAACCUCACGGAAAGGUUCCAAGUUAUUUAUUAGAUGGUAUAACCAUUUUUAUUCCCCUAUAUAAUCUCAGAUCUUAGAAAAUGCUCUAAGAAACCUAAAAUAAUGCAUUUUAUGAUGAAAAAUGUCAUAAACUUCAUUUUACGGUUCCAGAAAUGGCUUUAGUUUCCCAAAUAGCCUCAAAUUAUAUUAUAAAUAAUUAUUUUAUUUGUAGCAACCAUAAAAAAAAUAGUGAUCUCCACGUAUUUAUCAUUUAUCAUUAUAUAAUUUUAUUUUGGUCUUGUUAAACUUUAUUCGCUCGUCUUUUUAGCACUUGAUGUGGGUUUUUUUUUUCGAUAUAAAUAUAUAAAUUUAUAUCUAAUGAAAUUGGAUUAAUGAUACAAAUAUUAUUAUAUAUUUAUUAUGUUUAUAUAUAGAAUAAAAGUUACCCCAUAUUAAAGUGCAAGUAGAUUUACGAUUGUUUCGAUAUAACAAAUUUUAACAGAACUUCGAUACCUUUUUUCAUCUUAUUUUCAAUCAUCCGUCAUCCUAAUUUAGUUAGAGGGGUAGUAAAAUAUUUAAAUAUGGGGAUUAUAUGAUUCUUGAGGAACAGAAAACUUAUAGGAAAUGUAGCGAAAUGGAAAUUUUUAUUUCGCUCUUCAUCGAUUGUCAAUUCAAUUUCUAAUAAUGAAAUAUAAAAAAAAAAUAAUGCAGAUGCCAAACUGUUCAGUUAUUUUUGGGUAUUACAGCUUCUCGAAACUAAAAAAUACAAAAAUAUUUACAUUGUACUGCUGUUUACCAAGAUCUGGGAAGAUUAUUCUAUUAUCCCAACAAACACCAUCUCCAGAAAAGAAAUACAUUGAUUCUGAAUCUAUACAAAGCUCCUAACAUUGGUUUUAUUGAAAAAAUUUCAACACUACAAAAAUUUGAUAAGUAAAAAUACUAAAAACAGUAUCAGACAUAAUGAACGGUUAAUAUAUCAUCGUUGCAGGUGUCCUCAUCUGAUUUUAGUAAUUGUGAAGUCAUACCAUUAGCUUCCAAGAACGAUAAAUGUUUUAAUUGAAUGGAAAUUCAAACUGAACACAUUUAUUACCACCAUAUAGAUGGUAACUUCUAUAUCGACUUUCGAUAUUUAAUGAUAGGAAUUGUUUAAAACUUCUAUUUGUAUUGAUGAAUAUUUUUGAUCAAAUAUAACAAUAUGAUUGUUAUUCUUACACAUUUUGUACAAUAAUUCACUGUAUCUUCAUUGCAUUGGCUAAAUAUGUAAAUUGCGUACCGAAUUCUGUUAAAUUAUGAUUAUAUCAAGUUUUCCCAUAAAAUGUUUGUGAUAUUGCAUGAAUACGAGUUGUUUUUAAUUCAACUUGUACAGUCGUUCGAGUCUAGAAAUAGUAGAAAUUAACUUGGUUAAUUGAUAGAGCUGUUUAAAUGUGGAUAUAAAAUUGAUAUAUUUUUGAGUAAAACUUUGUAGACGGUAGUGUAAAUAAUGUCUAGAGAGUAAGAGCUUGAAAACCAGUCGUUAGAGACAUUUUUUGUUUGUUAAUUAUAUUGGUGGUUUUUAUUGUUCGACGCAUAUUCAAUAAAUAAUGAAAUUCUACUUUUCUUAGCACUCCUUCAGUUAUUAAAAACUUCGUAUAACA
This is a messenger RNA of Diorhabda sublineata, 4471 nucleotides long. It is a transcript of the gene Scm, whose product is annotated as polycomb protein Scm. Gene Ontology annotation, biological process: regulation of DNA-templated transcription. The record is from RefSeq and is a predicted model, not a curated record. Gene Ontology annotation, molecular function: zinc ion binding; protein binding. Gene Ontology annotation, cellular component: nucleus. Bases 244 to 2076 code for a protein of 610 amino acids. Lineage: Eukaryota; Metazoa; Arthropoda; Insecta; Coleoptera; Chrysomelidae. The transcript is spliced from 6 exons.